AUGAGGGAAAAGGACAUGAAAAGCACAUUUGGAUGUUCAGCUCUGUGGACAGGCACUGAGAAGAGGGGCUCGGUGGCAGGCAGAUUAAUGAAUGCGAGCCCAGCACAGAGGCCAGCCUGCCAAAACCGUCUGCAAUACGUUCAGUUGUCCCCACGGCGGGCUGCAGGAGGGACAAUCAGAGGUGACAAAAGACACAGAGCUGCGCAGUCAAGUUCCCAGCAGCAGCUGCUGCUCCAAUUUUUUAACAAACUAGUGUAUAGAACUCACUCCUCAAAAUGGGAAACAGAUGGUCCUAGUGUGGACCUUGGAGAUAUUUGCUUUGGAAACGCCCAGCAUGACAGAGUCUGUGAAAGAAUUCUCAGCAGCUGGGUCCCGCUGGGCCCAGCCAAGUGUCCAGGGAGCCUGUUGCUCCCUGAAAAGGUGGUUGCCAGCCCUGGAGUUUCCCUGGAGGGCUUUGCAGCCAUGACUGUGACAGCAGGAGCAGACGGUGAUCUUGCUGAUAUUGCUGAAUGUGGUGUCUGCAGGAGCUGGGAGCCUGUUCUGGACUUCUUGGAUGCACAGCUAGACAAUGCACCCCAGCCUCCAUCACUGUUCCGUGGACCACGUGAUUGGCAGAGGGAAGAUCUAUGUCAUUUCCAGCCCUGGCUCUGUCUUCUCCACCCCUUCACACUCUGUCUUUCCACCACUCUUACAGCUGGCUGUGCAGCGCUCCCAGGCCGCAUGGGAUGAGGGAAAAUGAUGGCAAAAGACUGGUCCUUAAAUCAUGGCACAGGAGUGACCCACAUAAGAGAACUCCUGGCCAGAGACAUCAACAAGAGACAUCACAUGACUGAGAAAUAAUCUUUCAUCAUGUGAAGGCAUUGACUUUUGGAGUUAUUUGUUAUUGCAAUGAAUCUACUCUGACUCAUACGUAUUGCAAGUAUCUGUUGCCUCUUGGCGUGUGUAUGAGUUCGCCUGCAUGGCAGAGUCAAUUCUGCUGUCUGUCCCACCAAGCUCACCAAAGUUAUUUGCAUGAAGGAUCCUUCAGUCACAAAACAGUGAGAAGGGCAUGUGAACAGCAUGCAAUCAAAGCAUGUUCUCAAUAUCAUGAGUGCACAGGAGUGGAAGUGUUCAGUUCAACUGUGACCACAGGGAUGAGAGGCCACAUGGCAUGAGGAGGGUAGUGACUCCAAUCAGAUGUGCAACCCAUAGAACCCCAGACUAACUUUUGGACUAUCUUUGCACUUAAGGAAGCAUCAGCCUGGCAUCCAUUAGCAACCCAGAAGCAGUUGGAGUCUGUAUUGCAGUCCCAUCAUAAUGCAAAGCAAAAUUUACAAUUCUUUUCCCCUUCUUCUGAGAUAUAGUGCACACCCUCGGCUGCUUCCCAAGCCUCUCUUCUCCUCUAUGCCAAACCCACCCCCAUAAAACCUCUCCCUAAACCCAUUCCAAGCUGUUAUUCUAAACUCCUCCACCUCUUCCUGCCUUUUCCCAACUACUCUUUUGUCCCAGUAAAUAACUCUCCACCUUCUCCUCUGCAAAUCAAGCCGGACUUUCUGGCCUGCCUGGACUUAACGUUUCCUGUUACGACUCAUAGGCUCAAUUAGUGAGUUGAUCAUAGACCCAGAAAGGUCCAAAAAUGAAAACAGAUUCUUCUUAGGGGUGUGUUGAGGGAGUGGCUAUAAAUAUUUACACAUUAUUAUCAUUACUUUUUUUGGAUCACAGAUUGUCAACUCCACUGCUUGUGAGUUAGUCAAUCUUGGGUAAAUUCUUCACCAUCCCUUAGCCUCAAUCUCCUGCCUUGUAAAAUGGGGUUUAUUGACCUUCUCAGGAUUGUGGUGGGGAGUAAAUGAGAUGUGGUAUGUGAAUGUAGUUUGCAUAUACCCAGCAGUAAGCAAUGUUUUUUCUGCCCUUUCUGAACUCGUGGCUCCUUUGCUUUAUGUGAGCUGAGUUGGAGGUGCAGGCCUAGCCCAACGACAUAAAGGAAGGUAAACUGAGAUGCCAGUCGUCAGCAGCACCCGGUUUUGAUACCAGCUCCUCUGGAUCUCACUCUUGAGUUUCCUGGUCAACUUUCAAGUGACCUUGAAGGGAGAACUGCAUUUCCCGUGCCUCCAGCAGAGUGUUUCCACCACAAGGGAAACAUGCCCACCCCUUGUCCCCCAGGGUGGGUUGCGAAGGUUAAUGAAUUGGUAUUUGUGAAGUGCUUUGAGAUCUGUGGAUGAAAGGCCCUAUGAAGUCAAAAGCGUUGGGAUGAUUAUUAAAUUGCCUUGCCUGAGGUCAGACAGCGCAGGACUAGGGGAGCUAGAAAGGGAAGACUCGUUUCCUUUCUUCCAUUCCCCUGCUAGAACAACUAAGACCGUAACCUGUUCUUGUUAAGAUGGGCUGUCCCUCUGUGGGUGGAUGUCCUCGGGCCUCACAUCCUGUCUCUUUUAUUCCCAGCACCCUGGUUAGGACCAGGCUGUGGCUCCUCACCAGCCUGCUCAUUGGAAUGCCAGACAGCUCCCUCGCUCUUGGGGAGAGCUCUGGUUUGCUGGGUUUUUAGAAGCUCAGGGAAACUUGUCGUGUGAGAGACAGACAUUUUCACUUGACCGUGAGACCCUUCUUGAGAAAGAAGGGGCAGUUUCUCCUGUGCCAGCUGGACACCAAAACAAAGGAGGAGCUUUGCUGUGGCUGAAUUUGGGGGGUUGCAUUCUGCACCAACCAGCUCUUUUCUAAACCCCGUUUUCUUUUCUCUGUCUCUCUCUCUCUCUCUUUUGCUUUCUCCAUUCAACCAGCCUGGCAGUUGCAAUAUUUGUUUUCCAAACAUUUCCUCCAUACCUUUGUUUUUUCCUUCUCCCACAUUGGCUGUUGUAUAGACACCUCAUUGCUAUUCAGACAUCUGUCACUUUCGGAUGUCAGUGUGGCUGUUGCCACACUGAUUAGUUAAGAUGAAGAAAAAAAUGCAGUGGCAUAUAAAUAAAAAAUUAGAGACUGUCACAUUGUUUAAAAAGGGCCCACCUCCCAAUGCCAGAUCUCGCCAGAGCAGCGUCCUUCUCUUUCCUAGGUAUCCCAGCUAAGGGGACCACUUAUAAUGUCUUGUUUUUAGUGAUUAAGUGGUUAAUGAUUUAAUGAACUAAAAAAAAAUCUCAUUUGUUGCUUCCCUUGGACUUGGAAAAAACCUCAAAGAGCUGAUUUUCUGUGUACCUCAGUCCAAUAUUGCUACCUGCUGGGAUACGAACACAGUCUCUAAAUAAAUUGCUAGUGGCCUUA
Gorilla gorilla gorilla (western lowland gorilla) is the source of this 3225-nucleotide messenger RNA. RefSeq lists its product as uncharacterized. The transcript is spliced from 5 exons. The record is from RefSeq and is a predicted model, not a curated record. Lineage: Eukaryota; Metazoa; Chordata; Mammalia; Primates; Hominidae. Bases 1 to 729 code for a protein of 242 amino acids.